Molecule: messenger RNA, 2325 nt
Organism: Oikopleura dioica
Lineage: Eukaryota; Metazoa; Chordata; Appendicularia; Copelata; Oikopleuridae
Source: the annotation of a GenBank genome assembly
AUGGGAGAGAGCAACGCUGUUGGCUCGCUAAUUGUCCUCGUUGUUCUCAUCGGCUCCUGUUUGAUUGGAUUUUUCAGCCGCCUCUUCGCUGUUAUCAGAUAUGAGUCCAUCAUUCACGAGAUGGAUCCCUGGUUCAACUACCGCGCCACAAAGAAGUACGUCGAAAUGGGCGCUCAAAACUUCAUCAAUUGGUUCGACUCGACCGCUUGGUACCCGCUAGGGCGCGCUGUUGGACCGACUGUUUAUCCGGGACUCAUGUACACCGCGGGAACUAUUCAUGCAAUUCUCAAUGGACUUGGUUUCACCACGGAUAUUCAGGAUGUUUGCGUGUUUACCUCGCCGAUCUUUUCCAUGUUUUCUUCCACCGCUACGUUUUUGUUGACACAAGAAGUUUGGAACACCAAGGCAGGACUUGUAGCAGCCGUUUUCAUGUCUAUCAUCCCCGGUUACACGCAGCGCUCCGUCGCCGGCAGUUUCGACAACGAGGGCGUCGCCAUUUUCGCCCUGCAAAUCUCCUUCUAUUGCUGGCUCCGUGCAGUUCGCACUGGCGCUGUCUUCUGGGGCGUUGCGACGGCCUUUUGCUACUGGUACAUGACCUCUGCUUGGGGCGGAUAUGUCCUCAUUAUCAAUAUGAUCGCGCUGCACACCUUUGUCAUUCUGCUGACUGGGCGAUACUCGGAGAAAGUUUACUCGGCCUACACGAGCUUUUACUGCAUCGGGCAAAUGAUGGCGAUGUGCAUUCACUUUGUCAACACGCAGCCCGUCACCACGUCGGAGCAUAUGUCUGCUUUUGGCGUUUUUGGUCUCAUACAGCUCUUUGCUUUCCACAGUCGAUUGACGAAAACCGUUGGCGCAGAAGGAUCCCGAAGGUUCUUUCAAUUCGUCGUUGUGGUCAUUCUAGCGCUCGGAACUGUGGGACUUGUUUUGGCUGUUAGACUUGGAUACGUUGCUCCGUUCACUGGGCGAUUCUACUCGAUGUAUGACACUGGCUACGCGAGAAAGCACAUUCCGAUCAUUUCUUCCGUGUCCGAGCAUCAACCGACCGGCUGGGAGCGAUAUCCGAUGGACGUUCAUCUCCUGCCAGUUUUUGCCUUUGCCGGAAUUUGGUACAUUUUCCAGAAUCUCAAUGCCCAGAAUUUAUUCCUCAUCGUAAAUGGCGUGUGCAGUUGCUAUUUCAGCGGCAUUAUGACAAGACUGAUGUUGACGGUUGCGCCAAUUAUCAGCGUUCUGGCUGGAAUUGGAUUCAGUGUUUCAAUCGAAAGACUUUUGUUGAAACUCCCGCCGCCAGAAAUUCCGGCUCCAGAACUUACUGAGAAAGAGAAACCGGCAGUCGAGGACGGUGACGAAGAAGAUGAUGAUGAAAUCAAGGAAGAAAAAGUCGAAGAAAAAGAGGAAGAAAAGGCCGCGACAGAUCGAUUCGGCUUUCUUAGAAAUCACCCUCUUCCUUUGAAAUUACUGAUUCUAGCGACGUUUGGAGGCUUUGGAAGCCACUACGUUCAUCACUCGAGUAUGUUCACUUCUCUUGCGUACUCAAGUCCGUCCAUCAUGAAGUACGUAAAAGGCCCUCGAGGAAACCAGCUACUGAUGGAUGACUGGCGGGAAAGCUACUACUGGCUCAGACAGAAUACGAAGGAAGACGCAGUAAUCGCUUCAUGGUGGGAUUAUGGCUAUCAAAUUGCUGGCUUCUCGAACAGAACAACAGUAGUUGACAACAACACAUGGAACAACACUCACAUCGCCCAGGUGGGAAGAAUCCUCGCAAGUCCGGAGGCCAAAGCUUGGCGACUCGCAAAAGAGCUCGAUAUCGACUACUUUUUGAUCUUCUUCGGCGGCAUUAACGGCCACUCUGGCGACGAUAUCAACAAGUUCAUGUGGAUGAUUCGAAUCGCUCAAGGCGUCUUCCCAGAAGACGUGAAGGAGAAGGACUUUAUCUCGAACCGCGGCCGCUACAGCCCUGGAAAAGACGAUCUGACCCCGACUUUCCGCGACUCUCUGAUGUACAAGCUGAGUUAUCACGAGUUCGGCACCAAGCACAAAAUCCGCAACCAAAAGGGAGAAGUGUACGGCUACGAUCAAGUGCGUCGCGUUGAAAUCGGCCACAAAAACUUCAACCUGAAAUAUUUCGAAGAAGUUUACACCACAUCCAAGGGCCUGGUCAGGCUCUAUCGAUUGAAGACGAGGGAGGAACUCUUCGGGGGAUUUGCAGACACGAAGAAGGCAAUCAAAACGAGACGUUCCAAAAAGAUAAAGAAGAUCAAGGCCACAACGCCAGAGAAAUUAGUACAAGGCAAAAGAACAAGAGCCAAGGCUCAAUUUCAACUGUAG